AUGCCUCCACGCACAGCGACGUCAAAUCAUCAGGGUGGCAGCAGCAAUGCCAACGCCAGCGGCAGUAACAAGCCGGUCCCCAAGGGCACCCGACAACGCCGGGAAGAGCCCAAGGCAGAGGAGCCCGCCUCCCCCGCAGGACCAACCAUAAAGGCGCAGAUCACAAACGCCGCGAAGGCCUCGUCAGGUAAGAGUUUCCUCGAUGCUCUCCGUUCGGGUACCGCCAAACGUCAGGCUGCCGAAGCCCCCGCCGCUGUAGAACUGCCGGUAGCGCAGCCCGCAGUGGUUGCCUCUGAGCCUGAGGCACCUGUUGUUGUUGUUGAGGAAACCGUCGUAGAAACUGUAGUUGCAGAGGUGGAAGCCGUUGUCCCCGUUGAGGAAACGGUGCCCCAGCCACAAGAGAUCCAUGAGGAACAGACACCCGUGGUAGAGGAGAAGCAGCCGACGCCGAUGCCGACGCCACCUCCACAACCGCAGCACCCUGUUACUUUCCCUGAAACGGAUGCACACUUUAGUUGGGCCAACGAUGAUGACUACUGCUUUGUAAAUCAUAUCGCUCCUGCACCACAGCAAGCAGAACCGGCACAACCGGAAGCCCCAUCCAACCUCGUUCAGUACCCUCAGGAUGUUGUUGACGCGCAGCAAAAGGGACCGCAUACCACUUUUAAAGCUCCAGCAGACCAUCAGAGUAUGGUAAGUGCUAUGGCUGACUUAGAGAAGGAACGCCGCCACUUAGACGAUACCCGUCGUAACUAUGAUGAGUACUGCAAGCAGCGUGAUAUUGAAUUUAAUGAGAAGCAUGCACGACUCGUCGCUCUUGAGCGACAACUGAAGGAUCAGAGUGAAAGCCUCCAACAGCAGCGCAACAAACUCGAAGAACAACGUCAGCAGUUGCAGCAACAGCAACAACAACAGCAGCAACAGCAACACCAGCAAUCCCCAUCACGCACCACACCUGCAGCUCCUCCCGUUACUUCUCAGCAUGGCACACAACCUACACCAGGUUACACAUACUCCCCUGCGAUGCAGGACAAUAUGCAGUGGGCUCCCCCACCACGUCCCGAUCAUUGGUCCAUUAACCAUGGUAUGGUGGCACCCCCAUAUGAGCAGAACAGAUUCUACCCUAAUAUGCCAUACCAGCAACCGCGCAACAAGCCUUUCGGUGCCCGAGGAGGCGAGGCUCCCCCACACAUGGGACGUGGAAACCCGAUGCGCUCAAAUCCGCACGUGCAAAACAACUUCAACGGUCGUCCAAUGAGCAGCAACAACAAUGGCGCUGAUGUUCGUGGACCUGCGCCCGAUGGCAACCUCAAUCCGAUGUUCAACCAGCGUUCGCAGGUGGGGUACAUGCCUACGAACAAUUUCCACAACCAGUGGUGA
Molecule: messenger RNA, 1380 nt
Organism: Trypanosoma theileri
Lineage: Eukaryota; Euglenozoa; Kinetoplastea; Trypanosomatida; Trypanosomatidae
Exons: 1
Coding region: 1-1380 (459 amino acids)
Source: RefSeq, a predicted model, not a curated record